This is a messenger RNA of Nematolebias whitei (Rio pearlfish), 2451 nucleotides long. It is a transcript of the gene wdr27, whose product is annotated as WD repeat domain 27. The transcript has 24 exons. Gene Ontology annotation, molecular function: protein binding. Bases 1 to 2451 code for a protein of 816 amino acids. The record is from RefSeq and is a predicted model, not a curated record. NCBI's taxonomy places the organism in Eukaryota, Metazoa, Chordata, Actinopteri, Cyprinodontiformes, Rivulidae.
AUGAUAACUCAAAAGCUCAGUUUGACUUGUGAUAGACUUUUAUCACAUCAGCAGCUAGCAUGCUGUCACUCAUAUUGCGGAAUACCCUUCAAUGGCAAGGAAGUGCUUAUUUACAGUGUGGGCUCACAACAAAAGCCACUGCCGCUAACAGGUCACCAUGGUGACAUCAGUGCCAUGACCUUUGGGAAAAGAAGCAGACCUGUUCUGCUCUGCUCUGCUUCUGCAGAUUACAUCAUUGUGUGGGAUAUUGAAACAUGCCAGAGGAAAAUACAAGAGGGUGAAGUUGCAACUGGAGUAGUUAUUGGGGCUUUGCUGGGUGACAUUGUUCAUCUCACCUUCUGUGUCUCUGAUGAACGAGUGGCUGCCUGCUCGGGGUCAAACAUAUAUAUUCUCACCACUACGAGACAGGAGGUGAUUUGUACAUUGACCGGCCACCUGGGACCUUUAACAUCAGCAGAGUUCUGUCCCUGGAACAGAAAUAUUCUUGUCAGCACCUCAGAGGAUCGCACAUUUAAGGUUUGGGAUUUAAAAACUGAAGCGGUUUUUUACCAGUCGUUUGUGCUUUCAGCAUCUCCACUGCUGAGUGUGUUGUUUUUGGAGAAGGACGGACACCUAAUUACUGGUUCAGCAGAUGGACAGGUUUGGUGCUUUUCUCUUGGCGAUGGCAUUAAGUGCCACCUGGUGAAAAAAAUGGAUCUGCUGAAGAUGGAAAGAAGGCAUCAAGGACGCCAAAAGAUAUUGAGCAGCUAUGCAGUGGCUGAGGAGCAAUCAGCUGCAGAAAAAGUGGAGGUAUCAAAACCUGUAAUUUCAAUGGCUUUAUGUGGCCCAUUUACAGGCAUCAGUACUGACCAAAAAAUAGAUGACAGCUGGUUCUGUAUAGGAAGCACUGACGGUCUAUAUGUGGUGGAUCUAGCUACCUCAGAACUCCAAGCAGUGCUGUAUUUCAAAGACAAUCUUGACCUGACCAUCACCAUGGCUGGGUCAUGGUCAUUCUCCUCAGGGUGUGAUAACCAUAUGGCAGUUUUAGUCAGCUCGUUGUUUACCCCAUGUGUGGUCUUGCUGGAGAUUUGUCAGAGUGACCUGCAGAGGGUUAAGGACGAUGCUGAAGGCUUCUCUGUCUUCCCAAGUUCUGCUCCACUGCCUGCAUCACCUCUGAAUGCUGAGUUAAAGGUGAGGGAACCCAACCAUCCUAAAAAAAAAGGUUCAAAGGAAAAGUCACUGGUUUUUCACUCAAAAGUGAAGUCAUCUGGAUAUACCAGUGCCCCAAGAAGAAUUAUGUUUUCACCCAAAACAAAUGCUGAGAAGGCAUCUUCCUCUAAAAAGACUACCAAAAAUAUAGGUUUACUCCACAGCAGUUACCCAGCAGACAGUGCAGCACCAACUAUUCCAUGUAUUGAUCUUAGCAUUGCCAACAAACAGGUCUGCUGCCUUCAAUAUUCAGGUGAUGGAAAACAAAUCCUGUGUGGUCUUGGCGACAGCUCGGUGUUGCUGUACAAGUCAUCUCUUACUGCUAGUCCGACUGUCUACAUAGGUCAUGACAAGCCAGUGAGCAGCGUGAGCUGGAGCCUCAGCAGACAGUGGUGGUUAAGUGCAUCAGAAGAUCCGUCAGUCCGAAUCUGGACCAAUGACAACUCAGAGCCUGCCAUUAUCAUGGGUGACAAUAUUUUCUCCAAACCCGUUAAAGGGGCUCAGUUCUAUUACCUGGACAAAUUUCUACUUCUGGCAUCUGGCCCUUCUGUUUACUUGUACCUGUAUAAUGUGGACACCAGCCGUGAUGACAUCAAAAGAUAUAAGCAGCGGAGUGUCAUCAAACUGGCAAGUUGUGUAAGAACAUCAUCUUCAACAGACAUCACUGCUCUGUCUGCGGCCAAUGACUUUCUUUCAUACAUCAUUCUAGUGUGUGGUUCUGAUCACUCCAUUCAAGUACUGGACAUGAACAAAGGCACAGCUGCUUCAGUGUUGUCCGAUGCCCACAGCAGAACCAUCCACUGCAUCGCACAGAACAAGGGAUCCAUCUUCAGCACACAGACUUCAGAGUCCUACAACCUGUUCCUCACCAGUGCAGUCACAGAUGGUGUGAAGAUAUGGGACCUUCGCACAACCAGGUUUUUCCCAGACUUGGAGUUUCCUGUCCGUUUGCCAGCACUUUCUGUGGCUCUGCAGUUUUCUCAUAUCCGGCUGCUGAACUUCAUCACAGAAGUUCACGCUGCUAUUAAAAUGCAACCAGAUCUCAUCAAGGCCUAUGUUUAUGACAUCCGUAGCAGCACCUACCUCCACAAACUUCAGAGACACUCAGACACGGUGCUCAGCGUAGCCUUCAAUCCUGCUACACCAGAGCUCUUAACUGGAACCCUGGACGGGAAGCUAAGGCUGUUUCAAUCUGGCACCGGGUCCCAUUUGUCUCGAGACACCACUGCUGCUUUGCAUUGCUUCCCCAACAUGACUGCAUAA